Messenger RNA from Kalmanozyma brasiliensis GHG001, 1203 nucleotides. RefSeq names its product SNARE-complex protein Syntaxin-18 N-terminal. The record is from RefSeq and is a predicted model, not a curated record. The coding region runs from base 1 to 1203 and encodes 400 amino acids. NCBI's taxonomy places the organism in Eukaryota, Fungi, Basidiomycota, Ustilaginomycetes, Ustilaginales. Gene Ontology annotation, biological process: retrograde vesicle-mediated transport, Golgi to endoplasmic reticulum. Gene Ontology annotation, cellular component: endoplasmic reticulum; SNARE complex. The transcript has a single exon.
AUGGCGGCGACAAGAAAGGCCCGCGUGCCUCCUUCGACCGACUUGACUGCCGACUUUCAACAGCUGCUCACACAAAGGCGGCAAGAGUAUCCGCCUUCCUCGUCAUCGGCGUCGGGCUCUCGACCGCUCAGACGCAAGGAUCCACCAGAGAAUGUCGUCAAGGCCCACAAGCAGUGGCUGAAUCAAGCCUACAUCAUUCGAAAACACAUCAUCUCGCUGCUUGGCUUUCUGCACUCGAUACGGAGAAAAUACCUGGCACUGGGCAACAAGUCGCGGGCGCACCACCUUCGAGAGGGCCAAGACGGUGUAGAGACACCUGACGACCAGGACAGCGCGGAAGGGUCCGCAUUCGCAAAAUGGAAGGCGUUCACGGGGCCGUUGACGGACAUGCAAAGGGACGAGAUCGACUUCCAGGUUAAGGUGGUGAUCAAGCGGUGCCUUGAAAGCAUCAAGGAGCUUGAACAGGCAGAAGAGGCCCGUAAGAAGAACGCGCCCACGACACCGACUGCGCUUUCGCCGCUCAACAGCCUUCUGGCCUUGUCAACAGCAAGAGAUUCGUCGACAUCGAUCCUUGCCUCGUCGCUCAUCUCGGCGCAUCGAGCCUCGAUCACGCAGUAUCUCUCGAUGCUCCUUUCAAAAGCAUCAUCCUUACAGAGCGAUAUGCAGGAAGCUCGACUCAGGGUGCAGCGAGAAAAGACAAAAUCGCUGGCCAACUCGAGGAUGCAAUUGCAGCAACAGGCCGGCGGUAGCUCGUCUGCAGCAGGCUCAACAGGCACAGCAAGCGCUCCCACCGUGAUCCGAGGCAGCGUGGGCGGCUCGUUCAAUCCCGAACUCGACUCGGAAUUGGGCCUGGUAGGCAAAGACAUCAGCGCGCAGCUCUCAGCCUCGCAGAUCGAGAUGUUCGAAACCGAAUCGUCGGAGCUGAUCAAAUCGCUGGAAUCCGACCUGGCCGCGAUCAAGAAAGCCGAGUCGAGGCUGUACGAGAUCAGCGAGCUGCAGACGCAGGUGGUGCAGCAGCUCGAACAGCAGGGCGAGAUCACGGAUCUGCUGCUGGACGAAGCAAUUGGAGUCGGGACCGAGGUGGGUCGUGGAAACGAAGAACUGCGGAAAGCGAGACAACGCAGUCGAGAGGCGGACAAGUUUUUGUCCAUCUUUCUGGUGGGGAGUGGGCUGGCGCUGCUGUUCUUGCAUUGGAUGGACUGA